Messenger RNA from Paraglomus brasilianum, 527 nucleotides. Lineage: Eukaryota; Fungi; Glomeromycota; Glomeromycetes; Paraglomerales; Paraglomeraceae. The record is from the annotation of a GenBank genome assembly.
AAAACAACAGCGAUAGCAACAGCACAUGCUUUGAAAGCUACCAAGAAUCCCCUAGCUACACUAUCGAUGACAUUGGUUUAAACAGCAAACCAGUAGAAAAUAGUAAUACUAAUACGACUGUUUCAUUUAACAAUGCUACCACUCGCACACACCACUCAAGCGAAAGUGACAAGGCUGAACUCGAUAUUAUCGAUGGCGAAAUUCGGGCAGUCUAUGGAAACUGUGCUGUUCGUUUUGAAUUGCCAUCGUCGGAUAACGAAAUACGUGACAUGGUUAAGAUGUGGCGAAGGCGGGGGAGGGGUAGGAAGCAUGUCAAUCCAUAUAUGGUAUAUCGCGCACUCUUAUCGUUAUCCAAAAAACUAGACUGUAUGAAAAAGGAAUUUCCAAGUGGAGCUUUUCAAUGUUAUGUUAGCGGAUUCACAAGCAAGACUUGGAAGAAAAAAACCGACUCUGCUAAAAAGGCAAUAGAAACUCUUGCGGCCGAAAUUAACACGUGUAUAAAGAAAGAAAAUUCGAAGCCUACUUAG